Molecule: messenger RNA, 5597 nt
Organism: Zootoca vivipara (common lizard)
Lineage: Eukaryota; Metazoa; Chordata; Lepidosauria; Squamata; Lacertidae
Gene: SREBF1
Product: sterol regulatory element binding transcription factor 1
Biological process (GO): regulation of transcription by RNA polymerase II
Cellular component (GO): nucleus
Molecular function (GO): RNA polymerase II cis-regulatory region sequence-specific DNA binding; protein dimerization activity; DNA-binding transcription factor activity, RNA polymerase II-specific
Source: RefSeq, a predicted model, not a curated record
CCUCCCAGUAGCAGGUUUGAGCUCCACCUCGCAACUCUUGCCUGCCAUGGACGUGAGGAUGGCAGCCAGCAGCAGGCAGCUAGGAGCCACCAGCCUAUAAACGCCGGGCUGCUUUGCUUCCUGAUGCGCGGAUGGCUUCUCUUUGCGCAGAGUCCCCGGCAGCCUAAGGAAGGCGCUUCCCCCUCCCAUCCUCCCACCCAGGCUCCUCCAGAUUAGUCAAUUACACAUAUUUUUUUUUAAAAAAAUUAACUUCUUUUUGGCCUGCCCCCCAGGGUGGGUAGGGGUGCGUGUGUGGAGGGGGUUUCUCUAGGGAGGGGUUUGUGCGCGCCGUGGCCGAGAUGAACAACCUCGCCUUCGAAGAGGCUUCUUUGGAGAGCUUGCAUCCUUCGCUGACUCUCCAUGAAUCCAGCGAGAUUGACACGGCUCUGCUGAGCGACAUUGACGACAUGCUUCAGCUGAUCAACACUGAAGAUGGAGACUUCCCUGGUCUGUUUGAGGCAUCGUUCGGCACCAAUGUCACCCCGGAGCCCAAUCCACAUGGGCCCAGUUUGUUCAGCGGCUACCUGGAAGCCACUAACGCACCUUCCUCCAGCUUGUUCCAGGUCCCAGCUCCACCCCCACCAAGCUUCCAACCAGUGAUGGCAGCAAACUCGAACACAGAGCCCACUCCGAUGGACAUCAAGGAGGAGCCUGUCCCGUCGGCGGCCACCCAGCCGGCAUCUCGGCCUCCGCCGGCCAGGAUGGUAGCUCAGAGUUUCGUCCCGGCACCCCAGACCCAAUUCUCAGCACAACCUAUGGUGGGAUUCCUGAAUCAGAGCAGUGUUUCCGCUCCCCAGCCAGGAGGGCAUUCUCAGCCCCCUCCAAACCCCCAAGCCACGUCGCAGCAGAACCCGCCAGUGGCAAUGCAAACCCAACUCCAGAACAUCGCUCCCCAACAGCUUCUGACUCCCCACGGUGGAUCCCAAGUCGUCCAACGCCAGAUCCAGCAAGUGCCGGUCCUUCUGCAGCCUCACUUCAUCAAGGCCGACUCUCUGCUUCUGACAACCGUCUCGGGAGCCCAGACCCCUGGCAUCACCUCUCUGGGGACCACGACAGCCGUCCAGUCAACAUCACUACAGAUGCCGACACUGAUGAGUGGGGGCACCAUCCUGGCAACGGUUCCUCUGAUGAUGGAUACAGACAAGCUGCCCAUCAACCGCCUGACGGCCGGGAAGCCACUGGGAAGCCACGGCAAGGGCGAGAAGCGCACAGCCCACAACGCCAUUGAGAAACGGUAUCGCUCCUCCAUCAAUGACAAGAUCUCCGAGCUCAAGGACCUGGUGGUGGGGUCGGAAGCCAAGCUGAACAAGUCGGCCAUUUUGCGCAAAGCAAUCGACCACAUCCGAUUCCUGAAGCAGGCCAACCAGAAGCUGAAGGCCGAGAACAUGGCCCUCAAAAUGGCGAACCAGAACAACAAGUCCCUGAAGGACCUGGUAGCCACAUGUGGUGGCAACGCCCAGGACUCGACGGAAGGGAUCAAGCUGGUGGACACCCUGACGCCACCCCCGUCGGACGCAGGCUCCCCGUUGCGUGGCAGCGGCAGCCCCCUCUCGCUCAGUGGCACCAGUGGGAGCGACUCUGAGCCAGACAGCCCCUUCUACGAGGAGGCCAAGGUGAAGCAAGAGCAUCAGGCGCUCUCGCCAGGCAGCCUGGGGAUGCUGGAUCGCUCUCGCGUGGCCCUGUGUGCCUUCGUCUUCCUCUGCCUCUCCUUCAACCCCCUCUCCUCCCUCUUGGCGGGGUCUCACUCGGCCAGCCCUUCGGAUAUCGAUGGCUCCAGCCACUCCGGGCGCACCAUUAAGAGCCGGAACGAGGCCGCAGACACCCCUAUCGCCUGGUCCCAGUGGCUUCUCCCCACCUUGGUCUUCUGGCUGAUCAACAUGCUGGUUGUUUUGGGAGCCUUUGUCCGGCUGUUCAUUUACGGCGAGCCCAUCACACGCCCUCAUUCAGAAGCUUCCAUCCUUUUCUGGAGGCACCGCAAGCAGGCGGAUCUCGACCUGGCACGGGGAGAUUUUGCUCAGGCCUCCCAGAACUUAUGGACGGCACUGAAAGCCCUCGGCCGCCCACUCCCGACCUCCAACCUGGACCUGACCUGCAGCCUUUUAUGGAACUUGAUCCGCCACAUCCUUCAGCGGCUCUGGGUGGGGCGUUGGCUGGCGGGAAGGGCUGGCGGCUUCUUCCGCGACCGGGAGCUCAAGGCUGACAUGCAGAAAAGCGCCUGCGACGCGGCCCUAGUGUACCACAAACUGCAUCAACUGCACAUGACAGGGAAGCACGUGGCCGGUCACCUCUCGGCAAUCAACAUGGCGCUGAGUGCUGUGAACCUGGCCGAGUGUGCAGGCAACACCAUCUCUGUGGCGACGCUGGCCGAGGUCUACGUGGCAGCGGCGCUGCGUGUGAAGACCAGCCUCCAUCGCUGUUGUCACUUCCUGGCGCGCUUCUUCCUCAGCAGCGCCCGGCAGGUGCUGCUGUCCCACAGUGGGACUGUCCCGCCUGCGCUCCAGUGGCUGUGCCAUCCUGUGGGUCACCGUUUCUUCGUGGACGGAGACUGGGCCGUGAAGAGCUGCCCCCGGGAGAGCAUCUACAGCUCCACCAGUAAUCCAGCGGACCCCCUGGCUCAAGUGACCCAGCUUUUCCGCGAGCAUUUGCUGGAGAAAGCCCUUUCCUGUGUCUCUAGGCUGGAGAGCGAGGCGCCUGCCAGCCACGACGAGGGGGAAUUUUCCGACGCCCUGGAGUACCUGCAUUUCCUCAACAGCUGUGCAGAUGCCGUUCCCAGCCCAACGCCGUCUCUCAGCACCAGUCUGGAUGCUGCAACAGGCACCGACCCCAUUGCUCACUGGUGGGCAUCUGUGGUUGCCAUGGCGAUCCAUGGUCUGCAAGGGGAUGACGAGGCUAUGGAGCGCCUGUACCCGCUGGUGGAAUCGAUGCCAAGGGCCCUCCAGGCCUCUGAGAAUCCUCUUCCUCGCGCGGCACUGCAUACCUUCAAGGCUGCGCGGGUGCUGAUGGGCAAGCUCGAUUGCAGCCUGGGCCAGUGCGACAGAGCCGGCGACUACUUGCGAGAGAGCUUGGCGGGGAACACGCCCCCCAGUGCCAUUGACAGAGCUGUGCAGUUCCUCUUGUGUGACCUCCUGCUCAUCACCCGCACCCGGCUCUGGCAGCAGCAGAUGCAAGCAGGGCAGCCGCAUGGCGCUCCCUACCAAGCCUCCACCCUUGAACUCCGUGGCUUCCAGCAGGAUCUCAGCAGCCUCCGGCGCCUGGCGCAAGCGGACAAGGCUGCCAUGCACAGGGUUUUCCUCCAUGAGGCGACGGCCCGGCUGAUGGCCCGAGCCAGCCCCACCCGGACCCACCAGCUGCUGGACCGCAGCCUGCGCAGGAGAGUUGCCUCGAGCAUCAAAGGAGCCAGCGAACGCGAGAGCCAGCCGACGGCGCGAGAGCAGGCAGAGGCCCUCCUCCUGGCCUGCUCUUACCUGCCCCCCGCCUUCCUUCUGGGUCCCAGUCAGAGGAUGGGCAUGUUGGCCGAGGCGGCCCGCUCCCUGGAGAAGUUGGGCGACAAAAGGACACUCUACGAGUGCCAGCAGAUGAUCAUCCGGCUCGGAAGCGGGUCCACUGUCACCUCCAGCUAGAGAGAGGGGGCACCGAGGAGGACUUGUGGGGAGCAGGAAGAGGGCAGAGCGGGAAGGCGACCCCUCUAAGCACAUGGCACAGUGUGUUCUCCUGGACUCCGGCAGGCGAGGCAUAGGAUCUGGCGUGGCCUGCGGAAGCCCGACUCUCCCCCCUCUUUCUCUCUCUCUCUAGGUAAUCAUUACUCUGCAGGGCUACUCUCUCAUCUCCCCCUAAGUUCUGUGUGGGGAGCCCCUUUCCUUGUGGCUGUGUGUGCUGAGCAGACCUAUGUGACUUGGGGGGUGGGGGAGCGCAGGCAAGCAAGUGGUGUUUUCCAAGAAGCAUCUCCUGGCUGUGUGCUUCUCCUGCUGUCAAAAUUGGGGAGAAGGGAGAUUGAUUGCUGUUGAGGCAGCGUUGGAAUUGACAGCACUGGUUUUUCGGCCAUGCAAAUAAACAAGGAAAGGUUAAGAAAUGGGUCCCCAAAUGCAUGCAUGGGUCGGAAGUAUGUCCUGGGCCUGAAAAGGUUGGAGAUAACCUGCUUUUUAGAGCCAUUCUGGGUGGGGUGCAAGUGCAUUUUGUUCCGUUUCCUGCAACCGGAUUCUGCGUUUUGAGACACACACACACACACACACACACCCUUGCACACAUGGCUUGUGGUGGUUCAUUGCACUUCCAUUGUAGCACCCCUAUUAUGGGGGGGCGGGGCUGGUGGCUUUGCAAUUGCCCGGUUUCCCAUUGGCUGGCCUUUGUUCCUCUCUCUCACCCCCCACCUCCCCAGAUAGUCUCCCCCUACUUCCUGCCAGCAGCUCAUGACAAGGCAACGGGGACCCCUGGUGGCAAACCACCGACACUGCAGGAUGCCCCUCCAUCUCUCUGGCCAGAUGUGAACAGCUCAGAUGCGAGCUCCCAUUUCCCCAGAGCGGUCUCUGCUGUCAGACGCCUCCCGCUUCGCUCCUCCUCCAACCUCUGAGGGCAGAUGAGGACUCCUCUCAAGGGGCAGAGUGCUAAGGGCCUGGGUUGUUCUGGAGGCGGGCCAUGGGUUUCCCCGAGGCAACCGUCCCCUUCGAUAUUCACGUGGUGUAAUUGCCUCCAGGAGAAACUUUGUGCUUUGGUUACAGAAGAAAGUUCUCCUCCUCCUCUCCACCCUUUGUAGUGGCUCCCUGUGAAUGAUUUGGCUAUAUUUUGGUGGGCUGGGGGUUGUGGAUUUCUGGCUUGGGUGUUCCGCCCCCCCACCCCAUCCCCAUGCUAGGAUUCAGUCACUGCCUUCUUACCACGCCGCAGGGCAUGUGUGUGCAAGGAUUUCUAAGAACGUUUUGCCACAUGUAUAUUCCGCCCACCCCUUUUAUGGCAGGCUUUCCCUGAAGUAGAAUUCACACGCAAACACACGUCACUGCCCCCAAUUAUUGGAGCUGCUGGCUGUGUGCACUUUGACGGUUGAAUUUCUGCCUGCUGAUCAGCUGUUAAAAGGCACCGGAGUCCUGCUAGAAAAGGUGGACAGCCCAUUUAAGAAAAAGCAGGCGAUUCUCUCUGGGGGUUUUUUUAUUUUGUUUUACGUGUGUAUGGGAAGGGAAACGACGAAAGGUCAGCGGGGCAGGCUGCUUCAUUUUCUAUCCCCCAAAAUAGAUUUUUGGUCCUAGCAGCAAGCACCGCUCCGUGUUGGUUCCAUCACACUGCCUGGGUUAAGGAUGCUGUUGCUAUGGAGAAAUUCCCUCUUGCAGGUGUGAUGGGAGAGGCAGAAAGGUCCGGCCUAAUCAUGGUGGGAAUAUGAACUGUGCCCUCCGCAGGGCUUCUGUCGCAGGAGCAUUUCAGGUGUGUUUCUGUGUGUGUGAGAGAGAUACUAGGGCACCCCCACCCCUCUUCAAUCUGCAUCGCUCAGCCACGCCUCUUCCAUUCAAAAGUUAUUUUCAUAGCGUGAGGGUUUUUUGUACAGAUGAUAAAAUAAAAAGACCUACUUAUUUAUA